Molecule: messenger RNA, 1304 nt
Organism: Dermatophagoides pteronyssinus (European house dust mite)
Lineage: Eukaryota; Metazoa; Arthropoda; Arachnida; Sarcoptiformes; Pyroglyphidae
Gene: Sce
Product: E3 ubiquitin-protein ligase Sce
Cellular component (GO): ubiquitin ligase complex; PcG protein complex
Molecular function (GO): ubiquitin protein ligase activity; chromatin binding
Source: RefSeq, a predicted model, not a curated record
AAUACCUCGUUUUGUAUCGUUAUGAGCUCAUCAUCAACAAACCGAUCGGUAAUUUUGUUUGUUUGUUUGUUUCGGCCAAAACAAUACGAUAUUUGAACCAAACAAAAAAGUUUUUUUCUUGAAAUUAUAUCCAUUGAACGUGAAUAUUUUAUUCGAUUUGAUAAAUAAUUUUUUCGGUUGACAAAAAACAAUAAUAAUGUCACAAUUAGAUUCAACAAUAAAUUUUGGCGGUAAAACAUGGGAAUUAAGUCCAUAUGAAUUACAUAGACAACCACAAGAAGUUAUUACUGAUAAUACUGAAAUUGCUGUUAGUCCACGUAGUUUACAUUCAGAAUUAAUGUGUCCAAUUUGUUUGGAUAUGUUAAAAUCAACAAUGACAACAAAAGAAUGUCUGCAUCGUUUUUGUCAUGAUUGUAUAAUUACCGCUUUACGUAGUGGUAAUAAAGAAUGUCCAACAUGUCGUAAAAAACUUAUAUCAAAACGUUCAUUACGUGCUGAUCCAAAUUUUGAUAUGUUAAUAUCGAAAAUUUAUCCAAGUCGUGAAGAAUAUGAUGCCCAACAGGAAAGAGUUAUCAAUAGUGUUAAUAAACAUUUUGUACAAAAUAUUGAAGAAACAUUACGUAUGCAAGCAUUAAAUCGUACUCGUGGUAAAAGAUCAUUGAAUAAUGAUGAAGAUCCGGUUGAAAAUCGACGAAUACGACCUGAUUCGAAUGGUUUUUCAAAUGAAACAAACAAUGUUGACAAUCAAGAUACUGAUAAUAAUAUACAGGAAAUUGAAUUAAUCAUUAAACCAUUACCACAAGUUGAACGAAGAGAUCCAUCAUUGAAUCAAACAAGAUUUAUGAAAACAACAACAAAAGCAACAAUCAAUCAUAUUGCAAAAUAUUUAAAAAUGCGUUAUAAUUUUGAAUCAUCUGAAGAUGAUGGUACACGUAAUAAUGAUAAUGAUGACGAUAAUGAUAAUGAUGUGGUUGAUAACAAAGAUACAAAUGUAACAAAAUCUGUUGAUAAAUCAAUGAAUAAUAAUUCAAAAAUGAAUGAUACAAAUCAAUCAACAUCAAAUUCAUCGACAACAUCAUCAUCGGCAUUUCCAUUUACAUUAUAUAUAGCAGCAGGACCUGGACAAUAUAAUCCAUUACAAGGAUCAAUAACAUUAGCACAAGUUGAUGAACAAUAUUGGAAAAUAAAUAAACCAUUAGAAUUAUUUUAUGCAUAUAAAGUUAAUCCAACAUCAUAAACAUUUCAUUUCAUUCAUUCAUUCAUUCAGUAUUUAUUUUUGUAAGCAUCAUUGUGUUGUAAUUUUG